AUGUACAUGUAUGUGUGUGAGGCUAGAAAAGGGGGACACAAGGAUGUAAACGAGUUUUUCCAGAAGGAAAGAGACUCUGUUAACGAAGUUUCUCUACUAAUGAAGGAAGCAAAAGAGAAUUAUAUGAAGAUAGUCUAUGGAGAACAGAGGGUAGCUGUUGGGCUGUCCCAUCUGUCCACAGCUCUGCACUUAGGAGGGCAGCUGCAAGAGGGCGCCGAUGUAGUAGUCAACAAACUUUUCACACAGUUUUCAGAAGGAUUAGAAGAUGCAAAGCAAGGGUUAGAGGUGAUGGCAGUGAAUGAUGAGAACACUCUCGGCUUCUCACUAGACCUUUAUUCUCGCUACCUCGAGGCAGAAAAGGAAAUGCUAUACAGGAGAACGUGUAAGAUGAUGGAAUUUGAAGCAGCCUCAAAAGCUGUGGAGAAAGCCAAGCCACAGAAAAGAGAAAUGGCUGAGGCAGCCAGGGACAAGGCUGAGAAGGAGUUUGAAGACAUCUCUAAGGUGGCAGAGAAAGAACUGAAGACCUUCCACCACCAGCGGGUUCUGACAUUCCAGGACAGUUUGGUCCGACACGCAGACGCCAAGGUCAAGGCCGCCAGGGACACCUACGCUCUCCUCACCAAGUGUGUCACCGCGCUCAAAACUCUCGACACCAACUUCAAACCACUCUAAGGCUCACACAGGGAACAGCUCAGCCCCUAUGCAGACCAGGGUUAGGGAACGUGAUACAAAAACAGCCAAGACAGAGCGAAGAGCUAGUAGUUACUGCCAGCUGAACCAUAAUGAUUGCCACUGAAACAGAGCUGUGAACUAUACAGUAGAAGGGGAUUUUGUACAAUGCAGCAUUUACGUGCACUAACUGUUGUACAAUGCAGCAUUCAUGUGCACUAUACAUAAAAGACUAGAAUGUGAACAUAAUGUAGGGAACAGAAAACUCCUUAAGUGUUACAAGAACUGCUUCUCAAACCUGUCCACAGAAUUCUGAAGUAGCACUGAUAAUUGUUGAUCUCCGUGGUCCUGAGUCAGGCCAAGUGUCCAGCUUGUUUUGCAGGGAGUAAGUUUGCAUGUAGUGCCUUCAGGUUUGGUCCUUAGUUUCGUCUCCAGAGCUGAGCUCAGAAAAACAACACAGUAGCAAAUACAUCAAUAAGGAAUCAGAUUCCAACAUGGCAGGAAAUAACAGUUACUGAAUGUGAUGCAGAAGACUUGAUUGUUACAGAUUUAUACUGAAGUCUUCAGUACAGCUGAAUAGUUCCAAAGUCACUACUUUAGCUGUGGCUUGUUGAGCUCAGCCGUAGGCUUUGCAUUGUAGCAUGUGGAGGCCAUUCAUAUUGUACAGAGCAAUCUACAAGGGGAAAAAUGUACUAAGUCAAAACUUCACAGUAAUGGAAAAUAACAUGUACAUGUGCAUGUAACAGCCUUGUUCUGUAUUGUGUUGUUCGUCCAUGAAGGUUAGACAUCCACGGCAGAUCAAAAGAACUCAGUUACUCAAGCAAGAAACUGGAUAAAUUCUGAAAAUUGUCAGAUGUUUCAAGUAGUAUCCACUGCUUUUUGUCAGUGAUAAAAUAUAAUGAGUGCUACUUGAAACAUCAGAAAGUUUUCAAAAUCUAUCCAGCUGAGUAACUUGAGUAAUGUGUCCGUCAUUAAAUAAACAAGCUCUGAAGACCCGUCGAUGUUUAUCAGUGAAAGGUGCAAGUCUGAGCCAGAAUGUAGGUAAGACAAUAAAAUAAAUGCAAGGUGCAAUCAUAGAAGACAUUUGAUAUAAUUAUGUGGAUAGAAUGGCUGCAAAGGCAGCUGUUGACAUCUUUGUGCUGGAAUCUUGUAUUUUCUGUCAUUUAGUAAGUCUUUAAGCCUUUUGUGAUGCAUUCCUUUUCAAAGUGAUUAUAAGCUAAAUGCUCAAAUUUGUACCUGAUAAUGAUGUUGACUCUACAUGGCUUUGCAGAAAAACAGUUCAAAUUUAUAUCCAUGGCAGCCCAACACAUGGAAGCUUUGGAAGAAACUGUAGCAAAGAAAAAUCUUAGAAUUGUCGCUAUGUGUGAGUAUUAUUGAUUCCAUAGAGUAAAGGUUGGAGGAACUUGCAAAAUUCUGUGUACAUGUAUCAAAUUUAUGUCCAUGUUUUCCUGCCGACAGACUCUACAGCUGGUUGGUAAGUUGGAAUGAGGUGCAUCUGUUCCAAUCCCUCAGUAAUGCUAACGUAAUGCCCAGAUGGUCCAGCACAGCAGUGUACAGGUCAUGUAUUUUCUUCCAUCUUCCUGAAGAUGUGAUGAGUUUGAUUCUAAUUAUUGUUUGAUCGUUGCACCAGGUGUAAAUGUAACUCUACAAUACGAUGAACUUUAUGAAAUUUUAGUUAUGUUUUGCCAGAUAAGAAUUACCUAUAAAUAUAUGUUCACAUGUACAGAUAAACUGUCAGCAAAUGAUACUGAAAUACAAGUGCGCCUGGUAUUGAACCUUGUAUGAAGAUACAUUAGCUGUAGUUCUGGUAUGUAGUCCAAUGGCAAGCCCUUUAUCUGUGAAUAAGACUACAUGUAGGUAAAGUGACGUGAUCUGUGCAUGCUUAAGCUUGACGCUUGUGCAGAAAACAGGCUGGGAAAUAGUUUAGUAUUUUUGCAGCUACACAUUGAUAAUAAUGAUGCUAGCAGAACAUGUACAUGUACAUCCAACCUGGCCACUUAUUGCCAUGUUGAUAAUGAAGAUGAUUAUGAUAUUGCAAAUGGCUCUUGCUUCAAGUAAUACAACGUUUAUCAGAACAAGUUUUAUUACUUUUAUUAUUGCUGUAAUAAAGAGGAAUUACCAUGAUGAAUAUGA
Molecule: messenger RNA, 2802 nt
Organism: Branchiostoma belcheri (Belcher's lancelet)
Lineage: Eukaryota; Metazoa; Chordata; Leptocardii; Amphioxiformes; Branchiostomatidae
Exons: 9
Coding region: 1-672 (223 amino acids)
Source: RefSeq, a predicted model, not a curated record